UGUUGGAGUGUAGUUUGAAUGCAAACAAUGUAGGCAUUAUCCAUAUCAAACGACGAAUAAUAACAUUAUCGACGUUAUCAAUACAAUUAACAUUCCACUGUUCUUGUGUUUUGGUUACUUUCAUUUACAACAGGUUUUUUGAGAUGGUCUGUUUUAUUGUGUUUAUCUUAUCGGUCGAUUAAAAGGUUGAGGACCAGCAGACAUGGACAUGAAAUUUCAGUUAUUAAAAAUACUGCAAUACCAAAACAGUCUGAGAUAGUAAAAUGAGUGAAAGAAAAUUCACAAAAAGCUUGGGAAAGCCGGGAACAGCAGCUCAACUACGAGAAACAGUUUCCCAGGCCGUAAAAGAAAGCACCGUGCAAAAUAAACCUCAGCUGGUAGAACCUCUAGAUUUUGAGAAUUUCAUACUUAAAAACAAAACCCUUUUACAAAAUGACCCACAACGUGAGCUUCUUAUUUACCCCUCAGAUGACAUAUCACAAAUUGUUUUACCUAAAAAAUUCAGAACGGUAUCUCAUGUCAUCCCUCCAAAAUGUGAAACAGAAGACUGCAGUUUAUUUACAAAACAAUGCAUUAGUACAUAUUCGUCCAAUUGGAAUCUUGUGCAUUAUAAAUAUAGUGCUUACUCAGGGUCAUACAGUGACUUGCCUAAUGGUAAUAGAGAGGAGGAUCUCCAAGAGGAGAUUUUUGAAAUUGAUAUUGAUUCAGAUACAGUGGACAGUUCAAAAUCCCAGGGGGAUGGUAUAACUAAAGAGGGUUAUUUAAUGAAAGGCCCAGAAAUUGGUUCUGAUAGAAUGUUUUCAAAUAUCGGAUCGAAAUCGUUCAAAAGGCGGUACUGCUUUUUAAGACAAGAAGUUGAUGGAACCUACAUUUUGGAGCUUUUUAAAGAUGAUUCAAAGGCAGAAGCCAAAGCCACAAUAGUAAUGGACUUCUGUACAGAAGUUGUUAAAAGUAUGAAAAGGGGUCGUUAUUGUUUUGAAUUGAGAAUGACUGCGGGACAUAAAUCUUACCUUUUGGCUGCCGAAACAGAAACAGAAUUUAAAGACUGGUUGGGAAAGUUGUGCUGUGUGUUGCACCAGAACAAAUUACAGGAAGAAAAGAGAGCCGCGUCGUUAGAAAGAGAAAAAAAUACACCUCCCCCGUCUCCUCAACCUCAGGUUUAUGGAACUCUUAAGGGUCUAGAGCAGAGUAUGAAUCCUCAAUUAAUAAAAUAUGCUCGAGAAACAGACGUUAGUAUAGCGUUAGCUCGUCGUGAAAAUCGGCAUAAAUUGUUCAGUCUUUAUCCCCAAGUAUUUCUGAAUCCAAAAUUGUCAACUUGUGUCACUUCUGAGCAAGCCGAGCCUUAUAAAGAAGUGUUUGGUCAGCGUAUUUUUAUUCGAUGCGAAAGCCUCAAAUUUAAACUGCAGGUUCCUGUAGACGAUAAGGAUACUAUGUGCCAGGUUGAACCAUACCAUACUUCAUUGUGCCUAUUUGAUGCCAGAAAUGGCAAAAAACUGACUGAAAAUUUUCAUUUUGAUGUUAACAGUAUGAACGUUCGGUCGUUGCUACCAAAUCAACAGAACGGUCUUAAACCAGACUCUCACGGUCCGAAUUUUUACCAUACCCACACGGAUCUUCCUUCAAAUGUCUCAUGGGAUUGGAUUAUGUAUCCAAAACAGUGUAUAUUGAGUGUUACUAAUCCCCAUCCUGAUAUCUUUGUUGUGGUGAGAAUUGAGAAGAUUUUACAGGGUAGCAUUUGCCAAGUGGCAGAACCGUAUAUUAGGGCUGCGAAAGAUCCCAAAUUAGGUUUAAAAGUACAAAAAAGCGUUUCGGCCUGCUGCCAUAGACUUGGUUGUUACAAGAUGCCUUUUGGAUGGGCUGCAAAACCUUUAUUCAGAUUAUACAGCAAUGAAUUAGAUACAUCAUCUGAUUUUCCAGCUAUUUACAGACAAGAAAGUAAUAAACUAAGUGAUGAAGAAUUAUUAAAAUUGCUUUCAGAAUACAGAAAACCUGAUAAAUUUAGUAAAUUGACUGUGAUACCUGGGUCUGUAAAAAUGAAAUUACAACCACUAGUCGACUUGCCUGAAAAUUCUUUAACAACCUCAUUAACCCCUUUGAAACCGUUCCCGAUUCCUCCAAUUUGUGAACCCACUAUAGAAGUAACCGAAUUCGAAGGUAGUUCAGAAAGAGAUGUUCAUCCAUACGUCACAUUUGUUAAUCACUUGUUCGUCUAUCCCCACUGCCUUAGUUUUGAUACCCAGAAAGUUUUUACUAGAGCUAGAAACAUAGCGUGUGUAGUAGAGAUCAGGGACUCUGACGAAGAUGGUGCCAAACCUAUUCAGUGUAUUUAUGGGCGCCCAGGUCAGAAACCUUUAGUGGCUCAAGUGUCUUGUGCAGUAUUACACCACAAUACGGUGCCAAUGUGGUAUGAGGAGAUAAAGGUCAAAUUGCCAAUCAACCUGAACCCCUCUCACCAUUUGUUGUUUACCUUUUACCAUAUUUCCUGUGAUAUUUCAAAGAAGCGCGAUAACGGUGUCGAAAACUGUAUUGGUUACGCGUGGCUUCCGCUUCUCCAGAAAGGAAAACUAAAUCUGGAUACACAAAGUAUUCCCGUUGCUAUGCACCUGCCAGCCGGUUACUUGUCAAUACAUCCCUUCGGUCUAGGCAAAGGCAAUGCCGGGCCAGAAAUUACAUGGGUUGAUGCCCAAAGGCCGUUAUUCACAGUAUCGUUCAAUCUUGCUUCAACAGUCAACACUAGGGAUCAGCACUUGUUCAACUUAUUCUCCCAUUCAGAACGUUUACUUGAUCCAAAACCGACUGCGUUACCCAACGAGAACGAAACGUGUAAAAUCAUCAAGGCUCUACAUGCGAUCCAGCUGACAACUCUAAUUACGUUUCUGCCAACGCUACUUAACCACUUACUCACGCUUCUCGUUGUUACAAAUAACGAAGAAAUCUGUCUGAAUGUUAUGCGUGUCCUAAUCAAUCUUGUCAAUAUGGUCUACGAUUCAGGACGCAAGGAGAUCCUUCAGACCUAUGUUAAGUACGUGUUCGUUCAGCCGGAGAGUAAAAAACAAACGACCGUACAUGAGGAAAUGGUUAAACAUUUGCCCACAAUUUUGCAUCCAAACAAUACCGAUUUUUUAGUCGUUAACAAAUUUAUGCAUCAUGCAAAUUUUUUCUUUGAUAUUAUGAUCAAGGGCAUGGCACAACACUUACUUAGUACAGGGAGAAUAAAGAUGCAUAGGAAUGAAAGAUUUCCACUCGAAUACUUGCAAAGAAUCGAAUCGUUACUUGAAGUGCUGAUACCAUACAUCAUUAAUAAACAUAAAGAAAUGGCAAUAGAGACUGCUGAAUUGAACAGAAGUUUAGCUCAUUUUCUGAAGAAAUGUUUGUCAUUGAUGGACCGUGGUUUUGUAUUCGGUCUGAUCAACAUUUAUUUCGACAAGUUCAAUCCGAGUGACCCGAGAGUACUUCAGGAGUACAAAUUCACGUUUCUUGAGAUCGUCUGUAAUCACGAGCAUUACGUUGCAUUUAACUUGCCUAUUCAGCACACUCGUCUCAGUCCAAAAAAUCGUUCACCUGAUUAUCUCCAAGAGUACAGUCUAUCAAAUGAGUUUUGCAAACACCAUUUUAUAGUUGGUUUGCUCCUAUUAGAAGUGCGAACUUCUUUGAAUGAAGUACAACAUGUGCGAAAAAUGGCACUAACUACACUUCGAGAUCUCAUGGCAAAACAUGAGUUCGACGACAGAUAUCGGAACAAGGGCAAAAUGAGUCGUAUUGCCCUUAUUUACAUCCCUUGGCUGAGCAUAGUACUCGAAAACCUAAGUCGGUUAUAUGCGAUAGAUAAACAGGAUGAUGGAAACAGUAGCACGAUAGCAAAUAGAUUGUCUACUAGUAGUUCGUACUUAUUUGGCAAAAGUUCUACUACCAGCGAUCAGCCCAAAAGUUAUAGGUUUACCCUUCACUUGGAAAAAGACAGCCCCAUGCAUUUGAGGAAUUCUGUAUUUUUCGAUGCCAUCGCUGGACAAUCUGUGGUAAAUGGAAACAGUUCUAUGAGCCUUGAAUCGGAUAUUUCUGGAGAUGCGCUAUCCAUAACGUCUUUGGAGACAACAAUAAUUCGCGAACCUCGAGACGAAAGCUUAAGAAACGGCGAAGCCAAGUCUCAUCAUCGGGGCUUGAGCACGGCCAGUCCCCAUCUUCAACGUUACGACAAACUUCAGCCGACCGAGGUGAAAGAUGUGCUUCUUUGUUUUUUGUUUGUGGUGAAAUAUGUUGGCGAAGAAUGUUUGAUCUCUUGGUGGCAGCAGUGUGCCGACUCCGAUGUAGUCAAUUUUUUUUGUGUGCUCGAAAUGUCCCUGCAUUGUUUCAAAUAUAACGGAAAGAAGAAUAUAGUUGUGGUUAAACAAAGUGUCCAAGAUGUAGUAAAGAAUAAACCCGCAAAGGCCCAUACUUUACCCGCCAGAAUGAACCCACCUGAUUUUAAUCACGAAACUAGUGGCACUCUCAUCAUUCACACGGUUAAUCGCGAGAAUUUGGUUAACUCAGAAAAUGAAAAUUAUAAGAGAGAGCAAGCAAUAAUGGAGCAAAACAUGACGAACGAAGUGGGUUUAAUUGUAUUAGAUAAUUUAGGUCUUUACUGUAUGCAUUUUAGAACGAGCAUUUUAACUAACGAAGGCGAUAAUAACGUAAUGAAAAAGAUCUUCGACAUUUAUUUGGCAUUUAUGCAAAUUGGGCAGAGCGAAUCUGUUUUUAAACACGUUUUCGCCUCUCUAAGAGCUUUCAUUAACAAUUAUUCGAUUGUUUUAUUUAAAGGAAGUGCUCUUAUGUGCGGCAAAUUAUGUUACGAAUUGUUACGUUGUUGCAAUAGCCGUUUAUCAUGCGUAAGGCAGGAAGCUUGCGCAAUACUGUACUUGUUAAUGAGAAGCAAUUUCGAGUUCACUGGUCGAAAAGCCUUAACAAGGGUCCACUUACAAGUUAUUAUUUCCGUCUCCCAAAUGCUGGGCAACGUCAUCGGCUUAAACAAUUCAAGAUUUCAGGAAAGCUUAUCAUUGAUCAACAGCUACGCUUCAAGCGAUAAAGCUAUGAAAGGGACAGGAUUUCCUAUUGAAGUAAAAGAUUUGACGAAACGUAUAAGAACAGUGCUUAUGGCGACAGCUCAAAUGCGCGAACAUCACCACGAUCCCGAGAUGCUGGUAGAUUUACAACACAGUUUAGCGAAUUCGUAUGCGUCAACACCUGAAUUGAGGCACACCUGGUUAGAGACGAUGACUCGAAACCACGUUAGGGAUGGAAAUUACUCAGAGGCAGCAUGUUGUCAAUUACAUAUAGCAGCACUGAUGGCAGAAUAUUUGAAGUUGAAAAAUGUUCAAAAUUGGGGAGCAGAAUUUUUCGAAAAAAUAUCAUCCAAUAUCGUGAAAGAUGAACGAGGUUUAAAGUUAGACACUGGUGUGCAGGAUGUGCAGUACACUGAGUUUUUACUUUUGGAACAAUUAGAAACAUGUGCAGAGUUCAUACAGAAGGCUGAAAGAUACGAAAUCCUAGGAGAAUUAUACAAAUUGAUUGUACCAGUUUAUGAAAAGAAAAGGAAUUACGAAUUACUGAAACAAUGUUACGAAAGUCUAGCUCAGAAUUACUCCAAAGUUGUGGAAGUCAACAAAUCAGGUAGAAGACUUCUUGGUCGGUUCUACAGAGUAGCUUUUUAUGGUCAGGCAUACUUCGAAGAUGAGAGCGGCAUCGAAUACGUUUAUAAAGAACCAAAAGUGACAUCGUUAAGUGAAAUAUCAGAAAGAUUAUUCAAGCAAUAUACCGAAAAGUUCGGCCAGGAAGUUGUAAAGAUGAUUCAGGACUCAGUUCCGAUUAUACAAAACGAACUGGAUCAAAAAUUCGCGUACAUUCAAGUGACUCACGUUACGCCGUAUUUUGAGAAAGCUGAACUGGAAGAUAGACAAACAGAAUUUGAACAAAAUCACGACAUCAAUUGUUUUAUGUUUGAAACGCCUUUUACCAGAGAAGGUAAAGCACAUGGGUCUCCUGAAGUACAAUGGAAAAGGAGAACUAUUUUGCUAACCGAGUAUUCAUUUCCGUAUGUGAAGAAACGCAUUCCUAUAAAAUCGAAGCGAACAGUUGAACUGAGUCCGAUUGAAGUUGCCAUUGACGAAAUGCAAAAUCGGGUCUCUGAGCUUGAAGAUGUCGUCUUUUCUAAGCCGCCAGAUGUAAAAAAGUUGCAACUGCUGCUUCAGGGCAGUGUAUGCGUCCAAGUUAACGCAGGUCCUUUGGCGUAUGCCUCGGUAUUCCUCGACCCAGCCUUAAGCACCAUGUACUCGGAGGAAAAAGUUGAAGAACUGAAAGACAUUUACAGAGAGUUCGUAAAAAUUUGUUACUCAGCCUUGCAAAUAAACAGCAAAUUAAUCACAAGCGAUCAGCAAGAGUACCAAGAGGUUUUGCGACAAAAUUACAAGAAACUUUGCUCAUCGCUGUCAUGUCUGUUUGGAGAGUCGUUAUGGCCUCAUGAAGAGACGGGUAGUUUUAAGAGGAAUAGUAUGGCACUUUUUAGUGCAAUAAGUGGCGCAUCACACAGUUCGAGUACUGCAUAGGAAAUUGUUAGAGCUAAGCGCGCCGGAAUGGCGAAAUGGCUAUUUGCAUUUUUUGCUUGUUGAUGUUUUAGAUAAUUGGAAAUUUUAAUGUUGUUUUUAUACAUACUCGCAUAACUUACUUCGUAUAGAUUAAUGAGUUAAUUCUCAGUAGGUAGGAGAAUUAUAAUUACCCCCGUUUAUACAAUAUUAUCAUUUUAAUCUAGUCUGAAUUUUAUAAGAGCAGGCGAAUUCCACAAAAGAUGCUAUUGUAUUUGUUUAUAGAAUGUACUUAAUGGUAUAAUUGAAAAAGGUUUUAUUUCCAAUUGAUUUUAAAGUGAUUCAGCCUAAGUUUAUACUGUUUUUACCAAAUUUCCAACAUCAUUUGAGCGUGGGAAGAUACUAAUGAAGUAUGCUGUCAAAGUAUAAUUCCGACUUCAGAUAAUUGCCACAAUUUAUAGAUAGUUUAAUUUUUAAUCCCUUGAAAAUAUUAAAUCCGAAAAGCUACAAGACUGAAAGUAAAAUCGACAUCGUAAUUUUAUUAAUUUUCGGUCAUUAAGGUAAAUAGAAAAACUAUUUUAGAAAUGGAGGAUACACAAUUAAUUGUACUUCCUAAGUUUGAUAAGGAAUUUUGAAAAGUUGCAAUUGCAAAAUUUCGUGCCGUUUUUGAUACAUACUUUAGGACUUAAGUACAGUUUUGCCAUAAUAAAUGGGGUGAUAUUUGGACUACGAAACUCCAGAAUGUUUUUCUGCAAAGCCAUCGUCUAAUUAGUAUAACAUGUAUCAUGAGAUUAAAUUUACUCGUUAGAUGCGAUGUAGUUAAAUACGCCGUUGUUUAUUCCACUCUGUUAAUUUUAUUAAUUGAUCGCAUAAUUGUGUUAAUUUGAAUGUAUGCUUUUGAUGAACAGUGUGGUUUAUGCUGCAUAUGUGUAUUUGUUGAUUUUCUUCAGAUUUUAUUUUUAUUUUCAUCAGUUCAAUUUUCUUAAAAGUAUCAUGUCAUUUUAUGUCUACGCUAAAUUAUUGCAAAGUGUGCUUCAAUAUUCCAAUAUUUGUUUAAGUACAUAAUGGAAUAUUAAUUAAUUUUAAGAAACAGAAAAAAAGUAUUUUAAAUUUUAUGUUUUCUAACUCCUUUCAAACAUUUUACUUUGUGUUGUAUCUUUUUAAAUUUUGUACCAUUAAACAAUAAGGGCAUUAUUACCUAGUGGGCAUUUAUACAUAAGUAUGUAAUUACUCGAAUGUCUCUAAAAAUACUUAUUUGUAUUGAUUUCGCACUGGCUGUGAGGGUAAUGGAAUUAUCUGUGUGUAAUUAUUAUUUUGCAGAAAAUUAAUUAUUAAUUUUACUUUUUUCUAAUGUACUGUAAAUAUUCUAAUCUAAUUUUGUAUAUUAGCAAGUUUUGUAUACAUCCAUGACAACCAUUUUCUUUCUUAAUUAAUUCAUUAAUUCUCUGUAAUAUUAUUUAUUGGAACUUUGUAGUAAUUGUAUAUUUUUUAUAUAUUAUUCGUUUUCUUGUAAUUACUUGUUUGUGCAAUUUGAUUAAUUACUCUGUUUAUGUUAAUUUCACAGCAUAAAUUGUAGCAAAUAAAGAAAUAUAAUAUAAAUAAGGAGUCAAUGUAAAA
Molecule: messenger RNA, 8168 nt
Organism: Agrilus planipennis (emerald ash borer)
Lineage: Eukaryota; Metazoa; Arthropoda; Insecta; Coleoptera; Buprestidae
Gene: Ziz
Product: dedicator of cytokinesis protein 9
Exons: 22
Coding region: 264-6575 (2103 amino acids)
Biological process (GO): small GTPase-mediated signal transduction; positive regulation of GTPase activity
Molecular function (GO): guanyl-nucleotide exchange factor activity
Source: RefSeq, a predicted model, not a curated record